AUGGGGAACACUCCAAGCUCGCACAAGAUAUCGGCACAGGACAGGGCAAUCCUUGACAUGAAGAACCAGCGCGACAAGCUACACCAAUACCAGCAGCGCGUAACCCUGAUUACAGACCGCGAGACAGCAGUCGCGCGAGAAUGUCUGGCCCGUGGAGACAAGCCUAAAGCGCUCCUGGCAUUGCGGCGCAAGAAGUUCCAAGAAACCCUUCUCGCCAAAACCGACGCCCAGCUUGAGACACUUGAACAGUUGACCAGCAAUGUCGAGUUUACCUUGGUCCAGAAGGACGUGGUCUACGGCCUACAACAGGGUACAAACGUUCUCAAACAAAUACAUGCCGAAAUGGGCGGCAUUGAGAAUGUGGAGAAGUUGAUGGGGGAGAGUGAAGAUGCGAAGGCGUAUCAAAAAGAGAUUAGUGAGAUGCUGGGAGGCCAAAUGUCAAAUCAGGACGAGGACGAAGUAGAGGACGAGUUGGAGACUUUGGAGGGAGAGAUCAACGGGAUUAAAGAGCCGAAUGCUAUCAAGUAUCCAGCAGCACCUCAGAAUGAGCCUGUGUUUGCUGGUGAAUUGGAAGAGGUGGGACAGCAGAAGGCGAGAGCAAGGGCGAGAGCACAGGAGAGGGCGGCGGCGCAGGCUGCGGAGCCGAUGCUGGCAUAG
Messenger RNA from Letharia columbiana, 657 nucleotides. RefSeq lists its product as uncharacterized. Lineage: Eukaryota; Fungi; Ascomycota; Lecanoromycetes; Lecanorales; Parmeliaceae. Gene Ontology annotation, biological process: late endosome to vacuole transport via multivesicular body sorting pathway; vesicle budding from membrane. The transcript has 2 exons. The record is from RefSeq and is a predicted model, not a curated record. Gene Ontology annotation, cellular component: multivesicular body; ESCRT III complex. The coding region runs from base 1 to 657 and encodes 218 amino acids.